Messenger RNA from Cricetulus griseus (Chinese hamster), 2295 nucleotides. NCBI's taxonomy places the organism in Eukaryota, Metazoa, Chordata, Mammalia, Rodentia, Cricetidae. The record is from RefSeq and is a predicted model, not a curated record.
AUGCUGCCUUUUUUCCUGGUCCUCUCCUGCCUGUGCCAACUGAUCAUUGCAGGCCAGGAGUCUGAAACACCACUUCUGCAGACCACAGUGCCACAGAAAAUCGAGAGCAACAUCAAGGAUGCCAAGGCAGCAGAAGCGCAGGUCUCUUACUUGGUCAGAAUUGAGGGCAAAGCAUACACGUUCCAUCUUGAAAAACAGUCAUUUUUACAUCCAAGUUUUAUGGCAUAUUCGAAUACCAAGUCAGGAAAAUUUCAAACAGACACUUCUUUAGUAAAGGCUCAUUGCUUUUAUCAAGGACACGCUGCCGAGAUCCCAGCAUCAACGGUGACCCUCAGCACUUGCUCAGGUCUCAGGGGCUUGUUGCAGUUAGAGAACAUCACUUAUGGAAUUGAGCCAUUAGAGUCAUCAGCUACAUUUGAACACAUGAUUUAUCAAAUAAAGAAUAAUAAAAUUGAUUAUUCCCCCUUAAGAGAAAAUUUAAAUUCCCAGCAUGAAAGUCAGUCCUACCGAAUUCUUGUAAAACCAGAGAAAGCUGAAAAUGUAUCACUAAUGAAGAGGACCCUGCGGGUGAAGAUUGUUAUGGAUAAAGCAAUGUUUGACCAUUUGGGCUCUGAGAUGGGAGUUGCGGUUCAGAAAGUUGUUCAUAUGUUUGGUCUCAUUAACACCAUGUUUUCCGAGCUGAAGAUGACAGUGAUGUUAACCUCUCUAGAGAUCUGGUCAGAUGAAAACAAGAUUGAAACAAAUGGGGAUGCUGAUGAAGUUCUGCAAAGGUUUCUGGUAUGGAAACAAAAUCAGCCAUCUGAAAGAGUCAAGGUUAUCAUGUAUUUACUCCUGUAUAAGGAUUACCCUGAUUAUAUGGGAGCAACAUAUCACGGGAUGGCCUGCAACCCAAAGUUCACAGCAGGAAUUGCUCUGCACCCAAAGACCUUAACCGUGGAGGGCUUUGCUGCUGUCCUAUCCCAGCUGCUUGGGAUUAACCUGGGCUUAACAUAUGAUGAUGUCUUCAACUGCUUCUGUCCUGGAAGCACAUGCAUAAUGAACCCUUCAGCAAUACGUUCCCAGGGAAUCAAGGUUUUUAGCAGCUGCAGCAUGGAUGCAUUCAAACAGCUGGCUUCACAGCCUGAUCUAGACUGCCUCCGGGAGAAACCAGAGCCAGAGUUUGAAGCUCUGCCCCAAAUCAGAAUAUGUGGCAACUUCAAAUUGGAUGGAUAUGAGCAGUGUGACUGUGGCCCUGCAGAGAAAUGUACUCACAAAAAUUGCUGUCACCCUGAAAAUUGUACUCUGACAAGGUCUGCGCAAUGUGGAACAGGGGCCUGCUGUGACAAAAGGACAUGCAAGAUAGCUGAACGAGGGCGUCCUUGUAGGAAAAGUACGGACCUGUGUGAUUUCCCUGAGUUCUGCAAUGGAUCAUCUGAAUUCUGUGUACCUGACACAAAAUCUGCUGACCUAGAACUCUGCAACAACAAGACAGCCUAUUGCUAUGGUGGGAUUUGCCAAGACUUGGAUAGGCAGUGCAUGGAUAUAUUUGGAAAACAUGCUAAGGGUGCUAAUUAUUUGUGUGUGGAAGAAGUGAAUAAUCAACACGACAAAUUUGGAAACUGUCAUGGACACUGCAAGUAUGAUGAACUGUUUUGUGGAAAAUUGAUUUGCUACUGGAACCAUGAAAAAAUAAUUCAUAAAGAAAGUUAUGAUAUCCAGUAUACUUACAUUGGAGGCCAAGUAUGUGUGUCUGCACACUUAAGAGACGGUAACGCACAAGAUGAUACCUAUGUACGCGAAGGUACUAUUUGUGGUGAAGGCAAGGCUUGUAGCCAAGGGAAAUGUUUACGUGUGCACUACUUGAAAAGGGAUUCAGCAUGUAAUUCAGACGACAAGUGCCAAGGACAAGGGGUUUGCAACAAUCGAGACCACUGUCACUGUGAACCUGGCUUUGCCCCUCCGGAGUGUGACAUGACACCUUCAUCUCCAGGAGGGAGCUUAGAUGAUGGAUUUUGGCUGCCCCUGGACAGAAGGACACCUUUGGUUGUCAAGCGGCGUGAUACUCGCUUUAAAAAGGGACUUCUGAUUAGUUUAUAUGUUUUUCUGCCUUUCCUCAUCAUGAUCGCCAUCAUUGUUAUCAAGUGGAAUAUCACACACAGUUUCUGGAAGAAGGAAGAGGCUAUAAGUGGAGGGAUGGUGUACUACAGUGACAGGUGUCAGAGCACCAUGGAUGAUGCAGGAGAGAUGGGCUUUGAGUGUGUGGAGUUUGACAUCCUUGGGAACGCAGAAGGCAGUAGAACAUCCCUUGUUCCAUAG